CGACCUCUCCUCUCCCUGAAGGUGGACCUGAAACUCCAACACCUCGACCUCUGGGCCAGCCUCCAUGGCCAGGUCCCGGGCUUGCUGGACUGGGACAUGGGCAAUGAGUCCUUUCUGGCCUUCACCACGGCGCACCUGCCCCUGGCGGAGCAGAACCUUGCCAGAUAUAGACUCCGAAUAGUUGAGCCACCAAAAGUACCCGUGGAGAAAACAGCCAGCCCUGGUAACGAUGGCCCAGCCCUUGAGCCCAACCUGUGGAUGUGGGUAAACCCCAACAUCGUGUUUCCCCCUGGAAAGCUGGAAGUCCCAGAACCUCGUAAGUGGGAGGAGCUGCCAAGCACGCUCCCCUCCCCUCAGCUGCCCCCAAAAGAGGAAGACUUCGCCAACUGCUCCUCGGAGGCCACAGCGCCGGGGUCAGAGUCGCUGCCUUCCUCCAGCGAGCAGUCUCCCCCUCGGAAGCGGAAGCGGUUUGCCUCUUCCCCCAGCCCCUGGGAGCUCACAGAAGAGGAGGAGGCUGAGGACCAGGAUGACAGCUCCUCUGUGGCUCUCCCGUCCCCUCACAAAAGGGCCCCCCUCCAGAGUCGGAGGCUCCGGCAAGCCAACAGCCAGGAGGGGAGGCUCUGGUCCCGGCCCCCCCUCAAUUACUUCCACCUAAUUGCACUGGCAUUAAGAAACAGUUCCCCCUGUGGCCUCAACGUGCAACAGAUCUACAGUUUCACUCGACAACAUUUCCCCUUUUUCCGGACGGCCCCGGAAGGCUGGAAGAAUACUAUCCGGCACAAUCUCUGUUUCCGAGACAGCUUUGAGAAAGUGCCGGUCAGCAUGCAGGUUGGGGCCAGCGCGCGGCCCCGCUCCUGCCUCUGGAAGUUGACCGAGGAGGGACACCGCCGCUUUGCGGAGGAGGCCCGCACCCUGGCCUCCACGCGUCUGGAAAGUAUCCAGCAGUGCAUGAGCCAGCCAGAUGUGAUGCCCUUCCUCUUUGACCUUUAAAUCCAAGAAGCAGGAGUCAGCCCAUCCCUUAUUAAAGUUACC
This is a messenger RNA of Odobenus rosmarus divergens (Pacific walrus), 1032 nucleotides long. RefSeq names its product forkhead box R1 (gene FOXR1). Gene Ontology annotation, biological process: regulation of DNA-templated transcription. Gene Ontology annotation, cellular component: nucleus. Bases 97 to 990 code for a protein of 297 amino acids. The transcript has 6 exons. NCBI's taxonomy places the organism in Eukaryota, Metazoa, Chordata, Mammalia, Carnivora, Odobenidae. Gene Ontology annotation, molecular function: sequence-specific double-stranded DNA binding; DNA-binding transcription factor activity. The record is from RefSeq and is a predicted model, not a curated record.